AUGAUGAUUUGCCAUCUCCUGCUGUGUGUUUACAUCCUCACCUUCAUACUGGGGUUCCCUGCCAACAUCCUGGCAUUCCGCACCUUCUGCAUCAAGCUACGUCACGAGCCGACCCCUAUGGACAUCCUCCUGCUCAACCUGUCCAUCUCCGACCUCAUCUUCCUCACCUUCCUGCCGCUGAAGAUGAAGGAGGCCGCGGACGACAUGGAGUGGAACAUGUCGUAUUUCCUGUGCAAGGUCUCCAACUUCUCUUUCUUCUUCUGCAUCUACAUCAGCGCGCUCUUCCUGACUGCGGUGGCGGUGGAGCGCUACCUGGCCGUGAUUUUCCCCUUCCAGUACUUGGCGUGGCGCCGGCCUUGCUACACGGUGAUAGUGAGCGUCCUCAUCUGGCUCCUGACCGCUAUCAACAUGAGCAUGGCCUCCAUACUGUUUCCACACCCGGACAACGUAACCGCCGACAACGCCAGUUUUGCCGCCCCUCUGGUACCUCAGCACAGGUGUAAAGAAUACCCGCACGACCAGCAGAAGAUUAUCAUUUUUUGGCGCUUCGAACUCUUCCUGGUGCUCUUCCUCACCCCGUUCCUCAUCUGCUGCUUCUGCUACAUCAACUUAAUCCGCGUUCUGUCCCGGCUGCCUAAGAUUACCCGUAAGCAUCGUCUGAGGGCUGUGGGUAUGGCAGUGGUCACCCUCCUGGUGUUCACCGUCUGCUUUGCGCCCUACAACAUCUCCCAUGUGGUGGGCUACGUGCACGGUAAGACCGAAGGGUGGAGAGACCUGGCACUCAUGUUCACCACGCUCAACGCUUGCUUGGACCCCAUGAUCUUCUACUUCUCCUCCUCUACGGUACGUGAGGCCAUCAGCUGCUGCCUGCAAGGCCUGAUGAAGAAAACGGCACAUCAUCUGCUGACCACAACUUCAGUGCAGGGCAAGGCCCUCACCACAGCUCCUGCUAGAUGUGACGUACCCACCCCCCUGCCCCAAAACCUGAACAUUGACAUUUUGCAAGCUGACUUGGAAUUUUAG
Molecule: messenger RNA, 1023 nt
Organism: Sardina pilchardus (European sardine)
Lineage: Eukaryota; Metazoa; Chordata; Actinopteri; Clupeiformes; Clupeidae
Product: free fatty acid receptor 3-like
Exons: 1
Coding region: 1-1023 (340 amino acids)
Biological process (GO): G protein-coupled receptor signaling pathway; cellular response to fatty acid
Cellular component (GO): plasma membrane
Molecular function (GO): G protein-coupled receptor activity
Source: RefSeq, a predicted model, not a curated record